Dinoponera quadriceps is the source of this 709-nucleotide messenger RNA. Its product is annotated as zinc finger Y-chromosomal protein 2-like. The transcript has 3 exons. The record is from RefSeq and is a predicted model, not a curated record. NCBI's taxonomy places the organism in Eukaryota, Metazoa, Arthropoda, Insecta, Hymenoptera, Formicidae. Bases 1 to 525 code for a protein of 174 amino acids.
AUGUACAUGGGCGAUCAAGUCCUCGGCUACACUUGCACCAUGUGCAGCAAGUUCUACAAGAUGUGGAGUAACUAUUUGAAGCACAAGUGCGAGCCGCCACAGUUCAAGUGCCCGCUCUGUCCGUUCGCCGCCUUCAAGGCUUUCAUCCUGCACGCCCAUCAGGCCGAACAGCAUUUCAAGGUCACCUCGCCGAACACAAUGACCUGUGUCAUCCUCUAUUCGUCUCUAAAUGUAAAUCCUCGUGGGAUUCUUCCGACCGUAACUAACGAUCGAUCAAAUGUGUUCUCUGUUCUAGACCGUGCGAAGGAUUCGGCAGGGCAGCACGACUCGAACGAACUAACUGGUUUUCAUGUGUGCUGUGAGUGCAAGAAGACGUACAGGUCGCGGAUGGCGUUAAAUCGACACGUGCGGGAGGAGUGCGGCAGGAUUUUGUACACCUGCCCGUUCUGUCACAACAUCAUGCCGAUGAAGUUCAAUCUGUUGAAUCACCUCAAGAAGGAGCACGGUUGCGUCACUAAGAUUUAAUCUCAGGGGAAAAGAAGCGGUCACCGACUGACUCGGAUCGAAAUUCCCUUUUCGAAAGAGCAAGGAAACUCCGUUACCUAAUUUCACGUCGUAAUCGGUGUCGCGGAUUGGAUUAUGAUUCAGUUACAGACCUGUUUCCAAAAUGUUCCGAGAACUUUUUUUGUGUCACUUGUAUACAUGCACU